AUGGAGGGAACUUCAGCAUUGUCGCCGAAGGUGCCAGCAGCAAUGACACCAGCGGCGGUGGCGAUCAUUUCGCGGUGGAUUUUCCUCGGCGUCGUGCCGCUCUAUGCCUCAGAUGUGACGAGAGACCGCCAAAAAGGCUUGCAGAGACUGGGAACUCGCGAUUUGCCCUAA
Messenger RNA from Phytophthora nicotianae INRA-310, 171 nucleotides. RefSeq lists its product as hypothetical. The transcript has 2 exons. The coding region runs from base 1 to 171 and encodes 56 amino acids. The record is from RefSeq and is a predicted model, not a curated record. NCBI's taxonomy places the organism in Eukaryota, Oomycota, Peronosporomycetes, Peronosporales, Peronosporaceae.